This is a messenger RNA of Diorhabda sublineata, 503 nucleotides long. Its product is annotated as general odorant-binding protein lush-like. Gene Ontology annotation, molecular function: odorant binding. The record is from RefSeq and is a predicted model, not a curated record. Lineage: Eukaryota; Metazoa; Arthropoda; Insecta; Coleoptera; Chrysomelidae. The coding region runs from base 27 to 449 and encodes 140 amino acids. The transcript has 7 exons.
UCAAUUGCGAAAUCGAAAUAAUUAAUAUGAAAUCAUUUUUAUUCAUUCUAUUACUUGCGUCUGCAGUAAUUAGUAUUAUAGGGAUGAACGAGAAACAGAUGAAAGCAGCUGUUAAAUUGGUUACUAAUAUGUGUCUGCAAAAAACCAAAGCCACAUCUGAGGACAUUGAGAAAAUGCACAAAGGAGAUUGGGAUGUUGAUCACACUGCUAUGUGUUACAUGUAUUGUGCCCUCAACUCAUAUAAAUUGAUAAAUAAAAACAAUACACUAAAUUACGAAGCUGCAAUGAACCAAUUAGGUGAGCUACCAGAAAGGUACAGAGACUCUGCACAACAAUGUACCGAUCAAUGCCGAGAUGCAGUCGUUUCGUUGAACGAAAAAUGUACAGCAGCAUACGAACUUGCAAAAUGCAUGUACUUUUGCAAUCCACAGAAAUAUUUUCUUCCCUAAUUCGGAGAGACCUUCAAAUUUAAAUAAUAUAAAGCUGAUGAAGGUAAUCAAGAU